This is a messenger RNA of Cheilinus undulatus (humphead wrasse), 829 nucleotides long. Its product is annotated as peroxiredoxin-6-like. The transcript is spliced from 5 exons. Bases 7 to 681 code for a protein of 224 amino acids. Gene Ontology annotation, cellular component: cytosol; mitochondrion. The record is from RefSeq and is a predicted model, not a curated record. Lineage: Eukaryota; Metazoa; Chordata; Actinopteri; Labriformes; Labridae. Gene Ontology annotation, biological process: cellular oxidant detoxification; cell redox homeostasis. Gene Ontology annotation, molecular function: peroxiredoxin activity.
CUAAUCAUGCCGGGACUGCUGCUCGGAGAUGUAUUUCCUGAUUUCGAGGCAGAAACAACUGCUGGGAAAAUCAAAUUCCAUGAAUUUCUCGGAGAUUCGUGGGGGAUCCUUUUCUCCCACCCCCGAGACUACACUCCUGUCUGCACCACAGAGCUGGGCCGAGCUGCCAGACUGAGCAGCGAGUUCAGCAAACGCAAUGUCAAAAUGAUCGCCCUCUCAAUCGACAGCCUGGACGAUCACCGUGGCUGGACUAAGGACAUCCUGGCCUACAACUGUGAGGAGUCAGCAUGCAGCUCUCUACCCUUUCCCAUCAUCGCAGACAGUAAACGGGAGCUGGCAGUUGCCCUCGGCAUGCUGGACCCUGAUGAGAAGGACAAAGAUGGCAUGCCACUCACCGCCCGCUGUGUGUUCAUCAUCAGCCCGGACAAAAAGCUCAAACUAUCGCUCCUCUACCCGGCUACCACAGGACGAAACUUUGAUGAAAUCCUGCGUGUGGUGGACUCACUCCAGCUCACAGCAAGGAAACGAGUAGCUACACCUGCUGACUGGAAGCCUGGAGACUGUGUGAUGGUCCCUCCUAGCAUGUCUGAGGAGGAGGCAGCCGCUCUGUUCUUGGAGGGCGUCUACACCAAAGAUCUACCCUCUGGAAAAAAAUACCUGCGCUACACACCCCAGCCAUAAACACAUAUAUGGAUGUAACUGAUGUUUAUGUCUCUCAAACUGAACUUUAAUCCAUCUGCUCUCAAUUGUGCACCUGAAAGAUUAUUUUGGGUUCUUUAGAGUAGAUAAUAAAAUCAAGGAAUCCCAGGAGUAAAUAAGUCUGAAAAAG